AUGUUGUGGGAGGUCCCUGAGGCCGCUGAGGUCGUUCGUGUCUGUUGAACGGUUGUGGGAGUGUUGCUGCUUUGGGUAGGGGUUAAAAUCGUUUCUUGAGAGGAACGACUCUGUCCGAAGAGAUAAUGAGUUUAGCUCUGAGAAGUGAGCUUGUAGUAGACAAAACAAAGAGGAAAAAAAGAAGAGAACUGUCUGAGGAACAGAAACAAGAAAUUAAAGAUGCUUUUGAACUAUUUGAUACAGACAAAGAUGAAGCAAUAGAUUAUCAUGAAUUAAAGGUGGCAAUGAGAGCCUUGGGGUUUGAUGUAAAAAAAGCUGAUGUACUGAAGAUUCUUAAAGAUUAUGACAGAGAAGCCACAGGGAAAAUCACCUUUGAAGAUUUUAAUGAAGUUGUGACAGACUGGAUAUUGGAAAGAGAUCCCCAUGAAGAAAUACUCAAGGCAUUUAAACUAUUUGAUGAUGAUGAUUCAGGUAAAAUAAGCUUGAGAAAUUUGCGACGUGUUGCUAGAGAAUUGGGUGAAAACAUGAGUGAUGAAGAGCUUCGAGCUAUGAUAGAAGAAUUUGACAAAGAUGGUGAUGGAGAAAUAAACCAAGAGGAGUUCAUUGCUAUUAUGACUGGUGACAUUUAAAGAAUUACAAGGAUAAACACUAAGAAUGUUGCAGUUAUCAUCUUAUAUUCUAUUUUUGUGCCUGGAGCCAUUUGAAAAAAACCAACUUAGUUCUUUUAUCCAAAAGGACCAAAAAUAAGCAUCUUAUGUAUUUGUAUUUUACUACUGUUAAGUUUCUUUGUAUGAAGUAUGUUGUUAGUACUCAGAUAGUUUAGCUUUGUAUUUAUAAUAGAGCUUUUAUAUAAAGUUUUUAAAAAUUGAAUAUGUGAUAUGUGUUCUUUGAAGGUUUUUUAAUUUAACAUUAAUAGUCACUUUUAUUUUGGUGCACACGUUUUCCAGACUUUCAUUAAUAAAAUGCUUAUUUUAUUAGUAUUUUAAAGUUUGGUAAAUUUGUUUUUAUUCCUAGUAUCUGUUAACCCUCAAGAGUGUAUUUCUUAAAUCUCCUCUUUAUAAUUUUACUAGUUUCUGAAACAAAAAUUGAAAUACAAAUAGCAAUAGAAUGGCACAUUUUUCCAUUACCUAACAUUUCAUCAAUUUUGACAGUCUAUAUUUUAAUACAAGAUGACUCAAUGUAAGCCUAAUCCCUUUUUUAAGAAUCCUGUCUUUGAGUUUAGAGGGAAUAAGUAUUGUGCAGAUAGACCCAUUUAUCCUUGUGUAUUAUGUUUCUUAACUCUUUUGGUAUCAAUAUAAGUAUGAAAGUUAAUUUUUUCCUGAAUAUUUCCUCAAACGAAUUGAAUGAAUACAAUUUGAAUUCUC
Rhinopithecus roxellana (golden snub-nosed monkey) is the source of this 1364-nucleotide messenger RNA. It is a transcript of the gene CETN3, whose product is annotated as centrin 3. Gene Ontology annotation, molecular function: microtubule binding; calcium ion binding. The record is from RefSeq and is a predicted model, not a curated record. The transcript has 5 exons. Gene Ontology annotation, biological process: spindle pole body duplication. Gene Ontology annotation, cellular component: microtubule organizing center. The coding region runs from base 126 to 629 and encodes 167 amino acids. NCBI's taxonomy places the organism in Eukaryota, Metazoa, Chordata, Mammalia, Primates, Cercopithecidae.